AUGACCAGUCCCAGUCAGGGUCGAUCGGCCGCACGCCUGAACCACGAUGGCCAGGCCACAUCAACAACGAAGAAAGAAACGCAAAUACCACCGACGCGUCUUGUGGGUCCACCUAUUUCUUCAUUCGAUACCAGAGUUGCGAUUUGGAUUCGGAAACGUCGAGAUCGUGGAAUGGCACAGAUCCGUAUCGGGUGUGGCUCGUUGACUCUUUGUGGCCUGCCACGAGCCAGGGGCGGUGAUAAGGGAGAAGGACUGUCUUUAACGUUGAUGCUUGGGUGGACGAAUGGCAACCAGUCGGCAGUGCAUCCAAUGGGACAUCGACAGCGUCCUGUCUUCGGUCCGACAAUUUGCAACGCGAUAAUCGGAGUGGCGUAUCCGAGCGCGAAGGAUCAGCAAGUGUUAGGAGCUGCGAUGCAGCAGUGGCAUCCGGACUUCGUGCCGUACUUAGACAAUCCAGUAGGGUCGACAUCAUUUUGCGUGAUCACGCCUGGUGAUUCGCCGCAAAUGACAGCCUCGUUCGAGACAGGUGAUCAUGCGACCAGCCAACUGAAUGGUUACACCAACCAGCUGUCCGAUGUCCUGCAUAGCGUCACUGACAAACGGAUUGCGGACGGCGAUAUCACUGGGAGGGCAAAGCAUAGCGUGUCAGCGUGUAAGGCAUAA
Messenger RNA from Gloeophyllum trabeum ATCC 11539, 663 nucleotides. RefSeq lists its product as uncharacterized. Bases 1 to 663 code for a protein of 220 amino acids. The record is from RefSeq and is a predicted model, not a curated record. NCBI's taxonomy places the organism in Eukaryota, Fungi, Basidiomycota, Agaricomycetes, Gloeophyllales, Gloeophyllaceae. The transcript has 6 exons.